Molecule: messenger RNA, 3570 nt
Organism: Hyla sarda
Lineage: Eukaryota; Metazoa; Chordata; Amphibia; Anura; Hylidae
Gene: MARVELD2
Product: MARVEL domain containing 2
Exons: 8
Coding region: 436-2253 (605 amino acids)
Biological process (GO): bicellular tight junction assembly
Cellular component (GO): cytoplasmic vesicle; apical plasma membrane; bicellular tight junction
Source: RefSeq, a predicted model, not a curated record
AGGAAACACUGCCUUAGUUAUGUCUAGAUGGAAAGUAACAAUACUGUAACAGUACACUCAUUGUCAGCCAGGUGGCGCUGGUCAGCGCACAGUACUGUAUAGAAGGUGAGUCAGGGCCCUGCCCAGCUACCUGCACAGAGUGGGCGGUACUGUCCAUGACGUCACCCAUAGAGAGUAAGCGAGUCAUGUGACCGAGAGACAGGAAGCCUGUCCCGGGGGAGGGUGCAGCCUGCAGGUGAGAGUGUCCAUGUAUUGUGAUCCCUAAUUUAUUCCCGGGAUCUGGAGAGGAGCAAGGAAUCCACCAAGAGACACAUGUGAGAGACAGAGAACACCCGAGAGACAGUCUCUAGAGAGAGUGCUGUGAAGUGGGCGGGGAGACAUGGUAAGAGACUGCAGCCAUUGACCAGCACUCCCAUCACACAGCAGGAUACACAAAUGUCUGGAGGAGGAUCAUCUUCAGGACCAAGAUCCAAACACAGAGCUACAAAUGGCCGUGUUGUACAAUACGAUCAAGUUCCAGUAGAGUCCAAUGAGCAAAGAAGUAAUAUACAGAUGUUACGGGACUGUGAGUUGGCAUUGAGUGCGGACCCGUUGCCCCCGCCUCCGUUGCCACUUGUUCCUCCAUUCGGACCAGAGUUUUUUCCAAGUGAUAGCGAAGAACCAGUCGCUCCACUUGAACUCAGACCUGUUCGACGUUUUAUUCCAGACUCCUGGAAAAAUAUCUUUAGGAGUAAAAAAGAGACAGCAUGGGAAGAGCCCAUAUCAGAACUUAACUACAUUUCUGGAGGAGAGCGUUGUUCACCCCCUCCGUCACCAUCACUCCCUGCAUCUGGAUCUCAUGUAAAAAGCUCAAUUGUGAAUGCAAAGUUAGCUGGAGGUUCAUUACAGGAUCCAUAUGGGGGUUCUGGUGGUAGCUACAACUCAAGGAAAGAAGUUGAUGCCAUGAUCGUGGACGAUGAUCCUUAUUCCUCUCUGGAUCGCCAGACACGUACUGUGAAAACUUAUAGUGAGAAGGUAGAAGAGUACAACUUGAGAUACUCUUACAUGAAGUCUUGGGCAGGACUGCUGAGAAUUCUAGGCGUUGUGGAGCUCUUGCUUGGAGCAGGCGUUUUUGCCUGUGUUACAGCUUAUAUCCACAAAGACAAUGAAUGGUUCAAUAUGUUUGGUUACUCACAGCCAUAUUCCUAUUCUGCUAGUUUACAGGGGGGGUACUACUAUAGUGGACCCAAGACUCCCUUUGUACUGGUGGUGGCAGGCUUGGCAUGGCUGAUUACUAUAAUCCUUUUAGUGCUCGGCAUGUCCAUGUACUACAGGACAAUUCUACUGGAUUCUAACUGGUGGCCUUUAACAGAGUUCGGUAUCAAUAUCUGCAUGUUUAUUCUAUAUAUGGCAGGAGCAAUUGUGUAUGUGAAUGACACAAACAGAGGAGGACUGUGCUACUAUUCUCUCUUCAACAACCCCAUGUAUUCUACAUUCUGUCGUGUGGAAGGGGGGCAGACGGCAGCCAUGAUCUUCCUGUUUGUUCUCAUGUUAGUUUAUUUCAUUAGUGGCCUUGUUUCUCUGAAACUCUGGCGACAUGAGAGUGCCCGUAAGAGACGAGAAUAUCUAGAGCAAGAGAUGAGGUCACAUGACUCACACGAUUAUCCACAUAAAAUCAUGCAUCAUGUUUCUGCUGGAAAUGACAAUCUACUGACUGAUGUUCCAGCAGUAAAGCACAGAGUAAACCAUCCAGCAGAGAUGAGACCUGAACUAGUAAGCGGAUACAUUCCAGCAGGACAUAUUCCCAAGCCCAUUGUCAUGCCAGAUUAUGUGGCGAAAUACCAGGCAAUAAAAUCAGAUGAUGAGCGAGAUCGAUAUAAAGCGGUGUUUAAUGAUCAGCAUUCUGAGUAUAAAGAGCUGUCGGCUGAGGUACAGGCAGUACUGAAAAAAUUCAGUGAACUGGAUGCACUGAUGAGAAAAUUGCCCAAGAACCCAGAAAACAACUAUGAAUAUGAACGGAUCUCAAAGGUUUUGCAAGAAUAUCAGAAGAAAAAGAAUUAUUUUUCAGGACAAUGUAGUUGGAGGGUGAAAAUGUCGUAUUCACAGGGAAAAAAAGAGAAUUUUCUGACAAAAAUAGAAAUGUUAAUAGUUCAGGAUCCUACGUUUUUGGAGAAGAAGGAACGCUGCGAGUACUUGAAAAACAAGCUCUCUCACAUCAAGCAGAGAAUUCAGGAGUAUGACAAGGUCAUGACCUGGAACGAUGGAUAUAACUAGUUCUCUGGAAGUUUUUUUUUUUUUUUUUUUUUUCCUUUUUAGUAGCAUAAUGUCACUUAUUUUUUAGAUUCAGUUAACAUCUAUGUCAUUGGCUUGCAUUUAUAAAGAAAACCAUGAUGCAGUGCUGGAUCUGACAUACAACUAAUGGGGUUAGUUGGAUUCUGUAGGUCUGGCAGAAAGAUAAGAGAUGAAUGCAACACUAUUCUUCAUGUUUAAUUUGAUGUAAGUUGUUUAUAAAGGCUCCGAAUUGAAGCCUUAGUCUCAAAAACCUUUUAAAUAUUGCAGAAUAUUUUAGAUAUGUGUUUUAUUGUAAACAGCUUCUGGGAAGGAACCGGCACUGUGAUAGGGACUCUAGGUCCACGUGGGUGCUCAGCUCCUAGGGAUGCGACUCAAUAUCCCACAACUUGAAGAUCCAUAGAAGUCCAAUUGAAUUGUGAUAAAGUGGAUUUAUUCACCCAUCAAGUCAGAGGUGCUACGUUUCGGUCUACACAAUGGGGGACAUUUUAUCAAUGUUUGCUUAUGUAUUUCUUUUUUUAGUAAUUUUUUUUCUUACAAUUUUUUUGCUUAUGUGCGACUUAUUUAUCAACUGGUUUCAGCCUGUUGAUGAAUUUCUUUCACGUAAGCAAUUUUUCUUUUUUUGCUUUGGUAGUAGCUUUUUCUGCUCCAUGUCUGAGUAAAUUAUGUAGGUUUUUUCAUGCGAUGCGACUUUUUUACGACUUUCGCACUUGAUAAAUCUCUGACCACUGCAAGUCAAAAAUCACUUUCUGCUUUGGUAAGCAAGAAUUUUUAUUUUUUGCUUAGGACACUGAACAAGCAAAAAGUCGCAGAAAAAAGAGCGUAGGCGCAAGUGUGACAAUUUUGCAACCAUUUUAAGCAAAAAAAAACAACUACUUAAUGCUUUGAUAAAUGUCCCCCAAUGAGACUAGGCUUAAAAAAGGUCUCAUUGUGUAGACCGAAACGUAGCACCUCUCUGAAUUGAUGGGUGAAUAAAUCCACUUUAUCACAAUUCAAUUGGAGUGCCGCUUCUUCUAUGGAUCUGUUUUAUUGUAUAUAUUUUCUUGUGAAAAUGUUAAUAUCAGUUAUGUAAAAGGCUGCAUGUCUGCUCAUGAACAGGGAGUACUUACAGUGUGGACAAUGCAGUAAUAAAAAAAUAAAAAAAAGUAUUUUAGUUUCUCAAUUAUAUAAGAUUGAACAGCGAAAUGCUGUAACCAACAACUGGAAAGACACUUAUCAUUUCAUGUACAUAUUUCUAUACUGUAAUAAUGGAGUGUUAUUAUUCUCCACAAAUGGAACGUAAAGUAGGAUUCUUCCAUUCUA